CAACUAUCUAUCUUACUGGUUUGAUAUUAGAACGGUAUACUGGUCGAUUCGAAAAUGUCAAACUCUCGAUCUAGAUCUAAAGCCUCACGGUCCAAGGCAUCCCAGCCGAAGUCCAGAGGCAAAACGCCAGUUGAUGAUGAAGGUGCUCCAAAUGACGAUGUUGAAACCAGUGGUAAAAUGCCUUCACCAAAGAAACCAUCUAUGGUCAUGAAAGUAGUAGAGGCCAUCAACGCCAUCAAGGACAAAAAGGGAACAUCUGCUCAGGCAAUUCAAAAAUACCUUGCCACUACCAGCAUGACCAACAUUCCGCCGGCACUGCUGAAAUGGCAUAUCAAGAAGGCUCUCACAAAAGGACUAAACGAGGGAAUUCUGGUUCGACCAAGAGGUUCGAAAACCUCUGGGGCCUCUGGCCGAUUCCAUGUCAGUGAUGCCAAGGCCGGAAAUGAAAGCGGGCGUCAACGAGGUGGAUGUAGUAGUGGUCGCUGUGGAAGACGUGCUCCACCUAGACGAUCAAAAGGCUGCACCAGGUGUAAACGUCAAAAACGGUCGAAGGGCUGUGGGUCGCGAUGUGGAAAACGAAGUGCAUCAAAAGGUAGAUCGAGUGGUUCGCGAUGUGGAUCGAAGAAGUGCCAGAGACGCUAAGCCUAGUUAGAGAAAGGACUAAAAGAAUGGAAAUAGCGGGGACGAAACUGGUGGUUGUUGUUGUUUCACAGCAUAGCCUGAAAACAUAUCACCUAUCAAAAACAUUUUUAAUAGCCAGGGAUCAAAGAAAUCAAAUGGAUCAAUGGCGAGGAAGAAGAGAACGGGGGGAAAAGGGAAUGUUGCAGGGACAUAUAUGUUGGUGGGGUGGGGAUUGUGUGUGGAUUGUUGGGGGUUUUGUUUGGGGAAGGGGGAUUGUUGUUGUUUUUGUUUGUUUUUUGGCUACCUGCUAUACAUUUCCCGGGUUUUUGUUAAAGAUGAAACAUAUUUUGUAUAAAGUGCUUGUGUAUGCGAAAUAAAAUGUUUAGUGUUUA
Molecule: messenger RNA, 1013 nt
Organism: Gigantopelta aegis
Lineage: Eukaryota; Metazoa; Mollusca; Gastropoda; Neomphalida; Peltospiridae
Product: sperm-specific protein PHI-2B-like
Exons: 1
Coding region: 55-642 (195 amino acids)
Biological process (GO): nucleosome assembly
Cellular component (GO): nucleosome
Molecular function (GO): DNA binding
Source: RefSeq, a predicted model, not a curated record